ACAUAUUGCGCUCAUUGUGUUAGUGGAGUCGGCGUUGUCGUCGUGGUCGUGGUCGUCACUUUCUAAGGAUACAUAGAGAAAGAGUCUCAUAGACGCGACCAAAGUCAAUGACAAUUUAGUAUCAACAUCACAGUUGCUAAUUUAACUACACAAACGCUUGUAGCUAACAGAAAUUGAAAGUUAAAAAUACAAUUUCUUUUCGCGUUGCAAUUGCAGGGAAAUACAUACAUACAUACAUGCACACAUAUGCAUAUCUAUAUAUAUAUAUUUUUUUUUUGUGUUUCCUGCCUUCUAAACCACAACUGCACCAUACACCCAACCACCCACCAACCCCACCAGCGCAUAUUGGAUUCAAUUGGCAAGACCAACACCAGAAGUACAAAUGCAUGGACGGAGGGGGGGGUGGAGUAGCGAUACCAACAAACAGCAAGCAGUAACUCACCCUUAAAUGGCUGAAACACCUCUGUAGAGGAGGUUAGCUGCUGCUUGCUGGCUCACAGCAUAGAAUGAGAGCUCGCGGAUGGGCGGACGGACGAACGGCGGGCGGGCGAACAGUGGACGCAUUAACUAUUCUGAGUCGACAGUGAGACGGCUAACACAUACACGCGCACGCACACAUACAUUUGCAUACGCAGACACACACACACAUAUAUGUAUAUAUAUAUUCAUAUGAGUGCAUGUAUGCGUAUGGUAUAUGAUGUCUGUAGAGUCGCGUGGCCCAUCCGCAUAGCCGCUUUAGCAGCAGUAGUGUUAGUGGUGCCGUGAUUAAAUCAUCGCCGCCACACUUUGCGCUCGCGAAAAACGAAAGUUAACCUCUUCAAUACUAGUCCACCAACCAGCCAGAUGAAGUUAUAGUGGGAAUAAUAGCAGAGGUGACGACGGUAGUAGUAGUCAGCAAAAACUAGCCAUCUUGUCGUUGUCGUUGUCAUUGUUAGCGCUGCGGUGCAGACAACGUUGGGACUAGUGAGUGAGUGAGUUUAGAAAAGGCAAGAGGACGACGCUUGCAUAUGUAGGGAAAUUUUCGAAAGGAUUGCUUUAAAAGUGUAAAGUGAAACGCCUUAAUUUUGCUAAAAAAAACUUCAAAAAAUAAUAAGUAACAAAAAAUUUUAAAUAUUUUUUUAACUUAUGUAAAUCCAGCAAAAAAAACAAGUUUUCUUAAAACUCAGCCGUGCAAGUUGUGUAAUUGAAACGUUAACGAAGAAAAAGUGAAAAAUUGUGCACAAAAUAAUUUACAAGCAAGUGAAAGACGGCGCGCAAUAAGAUAAGCAAUACAUGGAAGAAAAAGUGGCUACCAAAUCGCCACCACCACCACCACCACCCAGUUUCCUGCCAAACUUUUCAGCGUGUUCUGCAUGUCUUUGAAAUUUUAAAAAACUAACCAAGUACUUAGUGCAGAAACAGUUAUUAGUUGGUGACCGUUUUUUCACCAUCCUUUCCUCUCCAACUCCCCUCGACGCCAACGUGUCAUGAUGAAUUUCUCUGCGUUUGGUGGUCCGUUCUCCGGCAUACAUCAGUUUGCCGCAAAAUUUGGCCACGACACACAAGGUCCUCCGGGCGCUUUUGCCACGCCCACCGGUAUCAAUGGCAAUGCAGGCGGUGCAUCGUUAGGCGAUAAUCAUGUGCAACGCUAUCAGACGAAUGGCAAUCAUUUCAAUCAGAAUAUACCAAAUGUUUCGGCUGCCAAUAAUACAAUGCAAUACGGACAAAAUAUAUCCAUACCAUAUUCACAGCCACAAACCGAUUUGAAUUUUCUCAACUCAGCGGACCAUAAAGGAAAGAUACAUCCGAAGAUUGAGCGUGACCGUGAAGAAGUUCUGAAUCAACAAAUAUUACAAAAUGUCAAUCAGUCAUGGCAAACAUUGGCCAAUACUGCCAACACCGUUGACUACUCAUCGCAUUUGCUCUCAGCAACACUGCCAAUCUCAAUACAGCACUUCCUCAAAUAUUCCGAAACAAUAAAAAAGGAAUCCUCAGGUAUUGUCGGCUCACAAAUCAACUCAGGGAAUUUGAAUUUGGGCAAUUUGGAUACGUCACCAUCGGGUUUUAAGGGUGACGUCCUCAAGAAUGGCACCAAUUUAAGUCUUGCACUUGGCGGCGUCUCACUCGCCCCACCGUCCAAUCAACAGGCAAACGGCGCCACCCAUCACAAUGGCGGUAUUGUUGGCAUGGAUCAUGGCGGUCAUAUGACCAAUAUGACAGAUGCCACCAAUAAUGGUACAUCACUACAUCCGGGCAUAAAUGGUAAUGCCCAAAAUGCAAAUGUUAAUGGACAAGCCCAGAAUGUGCAACCCGCCAGCGCUAAUGUUACGGUCACGAAUGGUAAUGCUGUAACAAGCAGUGCACCGACUGGCGCCACGACUACCUCAACCGGUGGUACUACUACGACCACUGGCAAAAAGACCAGAAAGAAGAAGCCACCAAAGGAGAAGAAGCCACGCCCUAAACCGGGUGAGAUUCGUGAGAUCAAAGCAUUGGAUGGCUCUACGCUAUAUUGUUGCCCCGAAUGUCAGAUGGCCUAUCCGGAUCGUAGUCUAAUCGAACAGCAUGUCAUCUCGCAUGCAGUGGAACGACGAUUCGUUUGCGAUAUCUGUAAUGCGGCUUUGAAGCGUAAGGAUCAUUUGACUCGUCACAAAUUGUCACACAUACCGGAUCGACCACAUGUGUGCAAUAUUUGCAUGAAAUCAUUCAAGCGCAAGGAGCAAUUAACAUUGCAUAUUGUCAUACAUUCCGGCGAGAAGAAGCAUGUUUGCGUCGAGUGUGGAAAAGGUUUCUACCGCAAAGAUCAUUUGCGCAAGCACACACGCUCGCACAUUGCACGUCGCGUCAAGUCCGAAGUGUCGGCGCAGAAUGUCAAUGCCGGCAGCGGUAGCGGUAACAAUGGCCAGAAUAAUACGAUACAAGGUUCCUGAGGUUCGUACAAGGACUUUUGGUAAAUUUUCAAAGAAACUUCGCACCCAUGAACUGCGUUAUAUUGAAGUCAUCAACUGGCAUGCGCGCACCUACAUACAUACAUACAUACAUACUCGUAUCAAAGGUGUAUCGCAUAUUAGUUGGUGGCGUCAAUGUCUACGCAGUUUGAAGUUUCUCUGAAUGUUUACCAAAUGUCCUGCUGAGCCUUAAACAACGAUGGUAGGAGGAGGAGGAGGAGGUGAAAUACAAAAUCUGACGGUAGAAAAAAGUGGCAGAAAUUAGAUUCUUUCAUACAUCUAAUUGGAAUACUUUUUUCUUUGGAAAGUUUUGCAAUAUGGAAGCCGGUGAGAUUGAAUAGAGUUAAGAUUGAUGGUUUAGAGCAAAUCGCACAAAAUUACACGAAAGAAAAGAAAAAAAGCAUUCCGUCUGCAAGUGAACGCAGAUAAUAAUAACAACAACAACAACAACAACUAGUAAUAACUGAAACCGUUUAAUAGCAAUUUUGAUGUACAAAAUAUUUAUUUAAAAUAUGUAUGAAGUUAGGAAAAAGAAAAAAAAAAAAAACAAAAUCACGAAAAUGAACACAAGCAUACAUAUGUACAUAAUUAUUUAUAUGUAUAUUUAUGCCGAUGAAAUUAUAGAAAAUAUGUACUUAAUUGUGUCACAAAUAACACGAACAACAACUCAUUUGGAAAAGAACGCGCAAACAAUUGUAGGCGGAUUUCCGCGCAUUUAUGUACAUAGAUACAUACAUACAUACAUACAUAUGUACAUAUGCAUACUUGCACACAUACACACACACAUUGUAUGUAUGUAUGUGCGAGCAUUAUUUAAAGAAGCGAAAAGCUAAAAUAAUUUAAUAGUUUUGUAUUUAAAUUAUUUUAGAGGAUCUGUGAUCUUUUCUGGGUAAAAAAAAAAAAUUCAAACAACAAGGCAAAUAGCUACGCAAAAUGUGAGAGAGAGUGCGCUAAAAAAGGUGUAUAGGUUAAAGGAAAAAAAAUUAUUAUGAAAAACUGAUAGAAAGAAAAUAGCAAAGAUGUAUAAGUACGUAUAUACAUUUUUAUUAGGGUGGUCCUGAAAAAUAUCAACAUUAUGGGCAACGCCUUUAUUUUGUUCUACGUAAA
Molecule: messenger RNA, 4034 nt
Organism: Rhagoletis zephyria (snowberry fruit fly)
Lineage: Eukaryota; Metazoa; Arthropoda; Insecta; Diptera; Tephritidae
Gene: l(3)neo38
Product: C2H2-type zinc finger domain-containing lethal (3) neo38
Biological process (GO): regulation of transcription by RNA polymerase II
Cellular component (GO): nucleus
Molecular function (GO): DNA-binding transcription factor activity, RNA polymerase II-specific
Source: RefSeq, a predicted model, not a curated record